AUGGCUUCGUCUCACGGGAAAAACGAACACCGGUUCGCCGACUGGAUGGCGAAUUUACCGGAGAGCAUGCACCGCAUCCCGCUUACCAACCUGGCCAUUCCAGGUUCCCAUGACUCCUUCAGUUUCUACAUAGACGAGUCCUCUCCGGUGGGUCCUGAGCAGACUGACGCUGUCCAGAACUUUGUGUCUGUCUUUGGCACGGUGGCCAAGAAGCUGAUGCGUAAAUGGCUGGCCACUCAGACUAUGAACUUCUCCAGCCAGCUGGAGGCCGGCGUCCGCUUCUUUGACCUGCGGAUUUCCACCAAGCCCCGGGACCCAGACAAUGAACUCUUCUUCGCUCAUGGCCUCUUCAGCGCCACGGUGAGAGAAGGUCUGGAGCAGAUCAGCUCCUUCCUGUCGGCCCAUGCCAGAGAGGUUGUGUUCCUGGACUUUAACCACUUCUACGGGAUUCAGAACCUGCACCAUGAGAAGUUGGUCUCAAUGCUGAGAGACGUGUUCGGGGAGAAACUCGCCCCUGUCGUCUUCGCUCAGGAGGUGAGUCUCCAGUACAUGUGGGAGAAAGAGUACCAGGUAUUGGUGUUCUACCACAGUCCUAUGGCCCUGGAAGUGCCAUUUCUAUGGCCUGGUCAGAUGAUGCCUGCUCCCUGGGCCAACACCACUGACCCUGAAAAGCUGAUCCAGUUCCUCCAGGCCUCUGUGGCUGACCGCAGGAGGAAGGGAACAUUCUUUGUCUCCCAAGUGGUCCUCACACCUAAGGCCAGCACCGUCAUGAAAGGAGUAGCCAGCGGACUGAGGGAGACCAUUACAGAGAGGGCUCUUCCAAGUAUGAUGCUGUGGAUCCGGGCCCAGAGGCCAGGAGAGAGCGGCAUCAACAUCAUCACAGCUGACUUCGUGGAGCUGGGAGACUUCAUCAGCGCUGUCAUCACGCUCAACUAUCAUAUGGAUGAUGAGGAGGAAAACGCCACCUGA
Molecule: messenger RNA, 969 nt
Organism: Salvelinus namaycush (lake trout)
Lineage: Eukaryota; Metazoa; Chordata; Actinopteri; Salmoniformes; Salmonidae
Gene: plcxd3
Product: phosphatidylinositol-specific phospholipase C, X domain containing 3
Exons: 6
Coding region: 1-969 (322 amino acids)
Biological process (GO): lipid metabolic process
Cellular component (GO): synapse
Molecular function (GO): phosphoric diester hydrolase activity
Source: RefSeq, a predicted model, not a curated record